AUUCUUUACUCUUUGGGUAGUUGGGGUUCUAACUGUUCUAAGUGUGAGAGUUAUUGCUUGAAAGUUAAUGUAUGUAAAGUUGUAUUGGAUAUUAAAAUCAACUGUAAUAUUUAUAUAAUAAUAAUUAAUGCAUUUUUCGUAAGUUUUUAUUAAUUGAGAAAAUCCAAAAUGCCUUUGCCGGCAGCAUUAGCUGCACGUCUUGCAAAAAGAGGAUUAAUCAGUGGAUCUGAAAAGCAUGAAUCUGGGAAGAAAGAGCCCAAAAAGAAGGUGCAUGAAGAAGUUAUAGCUGAAGAUUAUGAUAACACAAAAGAAGAGAUUAAUCAAAUUGAUAUAUCACAAAAAUUUAUGGGUUACAAUGGAUGUCCUAACAAGUAUAACAUUUACCAUGAAUGUACAAAAAAAUGUAAAGAAUUAUGGGGAAUGGGACAUAUGCAACCUUCAGAUAAAUAUUUGAAGCAACAAAUGAGAUUAAUUCAAAAAUAUCCAUUACCUGAAACUUGGAAAGCUGUUUAUGAUCCUGGAUCUGGACAACAUUAUUAUUGGGAUUGGUCAUCUGACUUGGUAUCUUGGUUACCACCUGGCCAUCCAAAAUGUCAAAUAUCACAACCUGCAUCUCAGUUACGCGAAGAAUUGCAUUUAAAAGCAGGAGAUCAAGAUGAUAAUAUGUCCAGUGAUGAUAGUACUAGUGAUCAAGAACAAAUGGAAGUAGAAGAAAGUGAACCUCUCAAAAAAGAUAGAAAAAUAGAAAAUCGUACAAAAUAUAAAGGACCAGAUAGUAAAAGAGCUUAUAGAUCUGAUAGAACUGAUAAUAAAGAUACUAAAGAUCGUACUUUAGAUCCUAUGGAUCCAGCAUCCUAUAGUGAUAUUCCUAGGGGGAAAUGGUCAGAUGGAUUGGCUAAACAUAACGAAGCUAAAACUGGGGCUGAUACAACCGCUUCAGGUCCUCUUUAUCAAAUGAGGCCAUAUCCUAGUCCAGGCGCGGUACUUCGCUCUAAUAGAGCUAAUAAAGCAGAAUCGGAAUCGUCCAAUAAAUCGAAAGUUGUGUUUCCCGAAAAACCAGAAUAAAUACACAUUGUGAUAAUAAUGACUUAAUUUUAUGUGAUUAUAAUAAUGUAUUUAAUGACAAAAAAAUUCAUGCUGUAUGAGAGAACGUUUUAUUAUUGUAAAAUAUAUAUCAUACUUUUAGACUGAAAA
This is a messenger RNA of Monomorium pharaonis (pharaoh ant), 1194 nucleotides long. Its product is annotated as polyglutamine-binding protein 1. The coding region runs from base 169 to 1065 and encodes 298 amino acids. The record is from RefSeq and is a predicted model, not a curated record. Gene Ontology annotation, molecular function: protein binding. NCBI's taxonomy places the organism in Eukaryota, Metazoa, Arthropoda, Insecta, Hymenoptera, Formicidae. The transcript is spliced from 6 exons.